CUCAACUCAAUAUUUCCCCCAAUUUUGGCACCAUGGCUGCUGCUAGGACGCUUCGCAUAGGUCUCAUCCCCGGUGACGGUAUCGGACGGGAGGUCAUUCCGGCCGGUAGAAAAGUGCUGGAAUCUCUCCCAGCAUCUCUCAAAUUGAACUUCAGCUUCGUUAACCUGGAUGCCGGCUUUGACACCUUCAAGCAGACCGGGACGGCUCUGCCCGACAAGACUGUGGAGACCUUGGAGAAGGAAUGCGAUGGUGCUUUGUUCGGAGCUGUCAGCUCCCCCAGCACUAAGGUCGCCGGCUACUCGUCGCCCAUCGUCGCUCUCCGGAAGAAGUUGGACCUCUAUGCCAACGUCCGGCCAGUCAAGACUACCAUCGGCGGUGGCCGUAACCCUGUGGACCUGGUCAUUGUUCGUGAGAAUACUGAAGAUCUCUAUGUGAAAGAAGAGCAGACCAAGGACACUCCGAAUGGCAAGGUUGCCGAGGCUAUUAAGCGGAUCUCCGAGAAUGCCUCGUCCCGGAUCUCCACCAUUGCAGGGGAAAUUGCCCUGCGCCGGCAGAAGAUCCGCGAUGCGGCUCCCGCUGCCACUCUGCGCACCAAGCCCAUGGUGACUAUCACCCACAAGUCCAACGUGCUGUCGCAAACCGAUGGCCUCUUCCGUGAGACUGCCCGCAAGGCUCUUGCCGCUGAGCGCUUCUCAUCCGUCGAGGUGGAGGAGCAGAUUGUCGACUCUAUGGUGUACAAGCUCUUCCGUCAACCCGAGUACUACGACGUCAUUGUUGCCCCUAACCUUUACGGUGAUAUUCUGUCCGACGGUGCGGCCGCCCUGGUCGGCAGCUUGGGUCUCGUACCCAGCGCUAACGUCGGUGACCGUUUCGCCAUUGGUGAGCCCUGUCACGGCAGUGCGCCCGACAUUGAGGGUCAGGGCAUUGCCAACCCCAUUGCCACCUUGCGUAGCGUAGCCCUCAUGCUGGAGUUCUUGGGUGAGGAGGGUGCCGCCGCCAAGAUAUACACUGCCGUCGAUGCCAACCUGGAUGAAGGCAAGUACCUCUCCCCUGACAUGGGUGGUAAGGCCACGACACAGGAGGUCCUGGAUGACGUGCUGAAGAGGCUGUAAGUGGUUGUUCCUUAAUGACGUUUCUCUAAGCAAACAACAUGUGUAUAUGUAUCAGGUAUAGAAGAAAAAUACAAGAUAUAUGAUUACGGAGUCUCA
Molecule: messenger RNA, 1208 nt
Organism: Aspergillus alliaceus
Lineage: Eukaryota; Fungi; Ascomycota; Eurotiomycetes; Eurotiales; Aspergillaceae
Gene: lysB
Product: homoisocitrate dehydrogenase lysB
Exons: 4
Coding region: 33-1112 (359 amino acids)
Biological process (GO): tricarboxylic acid cycle; isocitrate metabolic process
Cellular component (GO): mitochondrion
Molecular function (GO): magnesium ion binding; isocitrate dehydrogenase (NAD+) activity; NAD binding
Source: RefSeq, a predicted model, not a curated record